Molecule: messenger RNA, 1174 nt
Organism: Neocloeon triangulifer
Lineage: Eukaryota; Metazoa; Arthropoda; Insecta; Ephemeroptera; Baetidae
Gene: 7B2
Product: neuroendocrine protein 7B2
Exons: 5
Coding region: 144-926 (260 amino acids)
Biological process (GO): regulation of hormone secretion; neuropeptide signaling pathway
Cellular component (GO): secretory granule
Molecular function (GO): enzyme regulator activity
Source: RefSeq, a predicted model, not a curated record
CGACCAAGAGAUGGUGAUGUAGCUGUUGCGUGGCACUUGGUUCUUUCCGCCGAUCAAUAGUUCCGAGCCGCCUCCAUAUUCCGUUUCCACAACACGGGGCUGGAUUACUGAGGCACUCAAAUCGGGGCCGAAAACAUCCAAACAUGGCCUCUGUCCUCUUCCUUGCACUUUUCGUGGUCGUCGGCAAGGUUAGCUCGUACAACCCACAUCACCUCAAGCAUGAGCCGAGGAUCACCGACGCCCUGCUCAGGGAGGUCAUGGACCAGAUGGCUAAGGACCUGACCAACUCAGGGUCCUACGGAAUGCAAUUCCCGGUCGGAUCAAGGAUGGAUCCAGAAAUGGAGCUGCAGAAUCAGGCGUUGAAAGACUUGAAUAACGAGGACCAGAUGAUGGGUGAUUACGGCCCGAUUUUGGGCUCGCUGGACCAGCAGCCGCCCAGCCUGCGCGACCAGGAGUUCAUGCAACACAGUUCUCUCUGGGGACACCAAUUCGUGACAGGCGGCGCCGGCGAGGGAAAGCAGCGGCUCAAGCCUGACGGAACCAUCAAGAACCAGAAGCAGAUCAAAACGGACGCCGUGCUACCGGCUUACUGCAACCCGCCCAACCCCUGCCCAAUUGGAUACAAUGAGGGAUGUCUGAGUGAAUUUGAGAACACGGCUUCAUUUUCUCGCAACUACCAGGCGUCUCAGGAUUGCAUGUGCGACACGGAACACAUGUUUGACUGCUCCAUGGAGAGCUCUGUGACCAGGGCGCUGUCACGGGACGAUCAUCGCUUGGACCAAAUGAUGCACAAAUUUAAGAUUGACAACGACCACAAGAGCAUGGUGGCUAAAAAGGGAUCUCCGAGCAAGGACGAUCACAACCCGUUUUUGGCCGGGGACAAACUUCCCAUUGCCGCCAAAAAGGGAUUCGACUUCGGUUACUAAACUCUCCAACUUUCGAUGGAGACUAUUAUUGAAUAUUUAAAAAAUCAUAUAUAUAUUCCUAUAAAAUUAUCAGACAAAUAUUAUUAAAAAAAAAAUAUGUGAAGAGCCACAUUACCAUACGAACAUUAGAGCAUUUACAUUUUAUUUUUGUGUCCUGCUGCGCGGUGUAUUAAAUAGAAUUUAUCUGCCAUGUUGCUGAGAGAGUGUGCAUUCAAUAAAGCGCCGUCGACCCUUCAUUUUACGACCGA